Entamoeba invadens IP1 is the source of this 2148-nucleotide messenger RNA. RefSeq lists its product as hypothetical. The transcript is spliced from 2 exons. NCBI's taxonomy places the organism in Eukaryota, Evosea, Mastigamoebida, Endamoebidae. The record is from RefSeq and is a predicted model, not a curated record. Bases 1 to 2148 code for a protein of 715 amino acids.
AUGUCGGUAGAGAGCAGUUUAUCAUUCUACGACUUUCCUCGGAAGAUCCACCUUCCGACGGUGGACACGUACAAACAGCUUCUGACGUAUGUGGUGAAGUCGACGCCGAAGAUCACGUCGAUCGGUGAGAAGUUGAAGAACUGGAAGAAGCAUGACCAACUUGCAAAGCGGAAAUUGUUAUUGAAAUUUGAUGAGUACCUUCGUGUGAUCACUGUUCUCCUGAAGAAGCCGAUCCGUCCCGAAUUUGGAGAACCACAAGUUGCAAUUGGCACUGGGUUAAUAAAAAUAUGGGACUCAUCUAUAGAAGUGAUUAAAGUGCUCUCGGCGAAUGAAAUCUCCGAAGCGAUGUAUCGAGUGAUAUUAGCUAUCAUGAAUCGCUCAGAAUUUCAGCCGCAUCACACCGUUGUUAUUGAUGGGACGGCAUCCUCCGAGAUCAAUUGUUUGUCCGAGAGUUAUAGGAAGAUGCUCUACACAACAUAUUUCCACAUCUCCGACGUCUACGAAAGUUUCGAAGACUUUUUGAUGGCGAGUUUUCGUGUUGAAAUGACGGACGACCCCAUGUUAUUGACAACGGAAUUACCAGAAGAAGAUAUGAUGGACUCUGCAUCAACGUAUAACACACAAGAUAAGCCCAAACCAUUUCCUUUUCAUGCACAAGAGAAUAUCUUGUCGGUUCCCAUCAUGACAAAGAUCCUCUUUGGGUUACAAGAUAAGAGAAAAGAAAUUAAAAAGCAGAUGAAAGACAAAGAGAAAGAAAAAGAGAAGAAAAAGCCGAAAAAGGAGAUGGAAAAAAAAGAAAAGUUACUUGCCAGCGAAAUCACAUCUCUUCCAGAAGACUCCUAUUUCAUUCAAAGUGGCCUCUCCGCUCAUUUCUUGAGAUUCGCCCCCACCGCUCUCUUUAUACUUUACUUCCAAAUGCCAAGCUUCCAAGAGUUGUUCCUCGAUCAUAUCAAGGAAUUCCCAGACGCUAAUAACGUGUUCUUGUGUGUCUCGGAAGACGAGAUGGACAUCGCGAAGAAGAGACUUCCAAGACUGUUUGCUUGGAAACAAUUUCACAGUUAUAUCAGAGAGCUUGGGAUCGACGAACAAGAAGAUUUAUUUGAUCAAUGCGGAGAUACUUGGUUGGAUUUGUACCACCCCGGGAAUGAUAUCUUCUUGUCGUUUUAUAGUCAGCUUGUCGACUUGAUUUACUUCUUGUUGUUGGAAAGUAAAACGUCGUGGGGGAUAGUCCCCGGCUUUGCAGAGUUGACCGACGUGUACCUCUCGGAAUUCUUCCCUCCGAAGAGAAGACACAACUUACGAGCACACAAACGGACGUUGAAGAAAUUAGCGGUGAUAUCGCCACACUACUUAAGUGCGUUGUCGGGACUGUUACUUAAAACAGUGAACAUCUUUGACUUCGGAGCGGUUGUUGAUGUCCUUAACACCGUCGCUAAACUCCAUAAACACUUUUCAGACCAUAACGAUGUGCCUUCAUCUGUUGCUUAUGCACUGCUCCACCCAAUAGACUCCGACGAUUCUUCAGACUCAAUUAUGAAAAAGGAUGAAAGAGUAUUUGAAAUCGACUCGGAACAUCCCGCAGAUUGUACAAUUAGCGCUGAGGAGUUGAUGGCGUUGUUGGAGGGUUUGGUGAAUUCGGACAAUUGCAUUGUGAUACUGUCCGUCCUCAAUGUCUUAUUCUACGUUUUGAACAUUUGCUGUAUGAGUGCUCGAACAAUCAUUCUAAGAUUGUUACUCUCAACGUGGUUCAAUAAACUCUUUUUGCAUUGGUCGUCGGAUGUGAGGAGAGGGUUUAUUCACUUAUUGUUGUAUAGAGGGACGGUGAAUAGAAGAUCUCACCUCAAUUGGGACAGAUUUUCUAAAGAUGAGAAGAAGGUGAAUGCUAAAGUACUUACAGACAUUAACAUGGACUUGAAAGAGUUCGAUAGAAACUUUGUAUUAAAUUUUGAGAGUAAAGUGAGUGAAAUGAAAGAAAUAUGUGAUGGAGAAAAAGAGGGAAGUAUUGGACCGAAACAGAAAAUCUAUUUGGACAUGGUAUUGAAGGAGUAUAACAUUCUGUUGAAACAGUACAUGGGAUGGGACAAAAAAGACCAAGCAGAAGUCCCACCAAUCAAAACAGAUGUUUAUUUGCUCGACGACUCAUAUUGA